AUGGAGCCGGAUUGGGAAAGGAACAGCACUCCCUGCAGCGACCCUGGGGACGUCCUGACCCAGGUGGGGGAUCUCAACUGGACUCUCUUCCACACCCGGGAUGAGGAGCUAGCCCGGGCCGAGAUUGGGGUGCUGGCCACCAUCCUGGCACUUGCCGCCGUGGGCAACCUGGGGGUGCUGCUGGCCAUGUACCGGCUGAGGAAGAAGAUGAGCAGGAUGCACCUCUUCAUCCUGCACUUGGGGCUGACCGACCUGGGGGUGGCGCUUUUCCAGGUGCUGCCCCAGAUGAUCUGGGAGGUGACCUACCGCUUCCUGGGGCCUGACCUGCUCUGCAGGGCUGUCAAGUACCUGCAGGUGCUAAGCAUGUUCGCCUCCACCUACAUGCUCAUCAUGAUGACUCUGGACCGCUACAUGGCCGUGUGCCACCCGCUGCGCACCCUGCAACAGCCAGGUAGGCAGGCCUACCUGAUGAUCGGGGCCACCUGGCUGCUCAGUGGCCUGCUCAGCCUGCCCCAGGUCUUCAUCUUCUCAUUGCAGGAGGUGCACCAGGGCUCCGGGGUGCUGGACUGCUGGGCUGACUUCAGGUACCCCUGGGGCGCCCGGGCCUACAUCACCUGGACCACACUGUGUGUCUUCGUCCUGCCCAUGGGCAUCCUCACCAUCUGCUACAGCCUCAUCUGCCACGAGAUCUGCAAGAACCUCCGGGGCAAGACGCAGAGCGGAGCAGAGAUGGGAGCGGAGUGCCGCUGCAGCCAGGCCUCCCGGGUGAGCAGUGUGCGCACCAUCUCCAGGGCCAAGAUCCGCACGGUGAAGAUGACCUUUGUCAUCGUGCUGGCCUAUGUCGCCUGCUGGGCGCCCUUCUUCAGCGUGCAGAUGUGGUCGGUGUGGGACGAGAACGCCCCGGAUGACGAGUCCACCAACGUGGCAUUCACCAUCACCAUGCUGCUGGCCAGCCUCAGCAGCUGCUGCAACCCCUGGAUUUACAUGUUCUUCAGCGGGCACCUCCUGCACGACAUCCUGUGGUACGUCUCCUGCUGCGGGAGCUUCCGGCCUGGCCUCAAGAGGCAAAUCUCCAACGGGAGCCUCUGCAGCAGGAAAACCACCAUCCUGACUCAGAGCCACCAAACCGACACCCCUGGGAUCCAGCUGCAGCAGGGGGACUUGAAAGAUUUCUACCAGUCCUACGAGGACACGGUGACGGAGUCAGGUGUGCUCUAG
This is a messenger RNA of Terrapene triunguis (Three-toed box turtle), 1218 nucleotides long. Its product is annotated as vasopressin V1b receptor. The record is from RefSeq and is a predicted model, not a curated record. Gene Ontology annotation, biological process: regulation of systemic arterial blood pressure by vasopressin; positive regulation of vasoconstriction; G protein-coupled receptor signaling pathway. NCBI's taxonomy places the organism in Eukaryota, Metazoa, Chordata, Testudines, Emydidae. The coding region runs from base 1 to 1218 and encodes 405 amino acids. Gene Ontology annotation, cellular component: membrane. Gene Ontology annotation, molecular function: vasopressin receptor activity; peptide binding. The transcript is spliced from 2 exons.